Molecule: messenger RNA, 1090 nt
Organism: Cylicocyclus nassatus
Lineage: Eukaryota; Metazoa; Nematoda; Chromadorea; Rhabditida; Strongylidae
Source: the annotation of a GenBank genome assembly
GUUUUCUUGAUUCUACAUCUUUGCAAGAAGACUCCUUUUGAAGAUGAUCGUACCCUGCAUCGUACUGGCAGCUGUGGGUGCCAUGGCUGUCGAGCCCAGCUCGUUUUAUCAACAGAGCAUGCAAGAGUUUGUUGAUUAUAUCAACAGCGCUCAAUCCUUGUUUAAGGCUGGCGUCCCUACAAAGGGAUUCAAACCACGGUUUAUGGAUCCGAAAUACUUGGAACUGAAUAAAAAAACACUUUUGAGGAAGGUUCCGGUUGUGCUUGCGGCAGAGCAAAAUAUAACUAUCCCACCCAGGUUUGAUGCGCGUGAGAUGUGGUCUAAUUGUAAGUCCAUAAGGCUUGUUCGCGAUCAGGGCAAUUGCGGAUCAUGCUGGGCAGUCGCAGCAACCUCGGUCAUGUCAGAUAGAUUGUGCAUCGCUUCCGGACAGAGAAUUCAGACGCUAUUGUCCGCUACAGAUCUCCUGUCUUGUUGCAAGGAUUGCAGAAAGAACGGCGGCGAUCCCUGUGAAGGAGGAGAGAGAGAAGAAGCCUGGAUUUAUUUGAAUACACAUGGAAUUUGUUCUGGAGGGCCAUACAAUCGAACGACUGGGUGCAAACCGUAUAUGUUUCCUCCAUGUGAUCACGUCUCUAUAGAUAUGGAUUUGGGACAUAAUUUUUGUAAAGAUAAAGAAACGUUGCCGGUACCAGAAUGCGCGGAAGAGUGCUUGAAAGGUUACGGGAAGACUUACGCCGAAGAUAGAGUACAUGGAUUCGGUUAUGAAGUUGAUACGGAUGAAGAAGAGAUCCAGAAGGAGAUAAUGACAAGGGGACCUGUUCAAGCUACCUUCAUAGUGUAUGCAGAUUUCGGUAUCUACAAAAGCGGAAUAUACAAAAGAGUCCUGGAUCGCAAAAACAAAAGGCUGGCCCCACAUACUGUCAAAAUCAUUGGUUGGGGUGUAGAAAAUAUGAAUGGUAGAGAUGUGAAGUAUUGGCUGAUUUCCAAUUCAUGGGGCCCUAGAUGGGGAGAAAAUGGAUUCUUCCGCAUGAUCCGUGGAGAAAACCAUUGUCUAAUUGAAUCCGAAGUCGUUGCAGGCCAAAUGAUUCCGUAA